This is a messenger RNA of Funneliformis mosseae, 945 nucleotides long. Lineage: Eukaryota; Fungi; Glomeromycota; Glomeromycetes; Glomerales; Glomeraceae. The record is from the annotation of a GenBank genome assembly.
AUGACAUUAGAACAAUAUAAUGCAAAAAAUUCAAAACUACCACCAGGACAUGGUCAAAUUAAAUGUUAUGUAUCUCCUUCAACGACCAAACCAUCGUUCUCCACUUUUCAUGCGUCAUAUCCGAUAAAACUUUUAACACCUAAAUUACAUAGUCCAUAUUUAGCAGCAGUUUAUAUCAUAACAUACGGAGGAGGAAUGGUAUCAGGGGAUUCCGUUUCUCUUUCAGUUGAAUCUCAUCCAAAUGUUAAUUUAAUGUUAUUAACACAAGGUUCAACUAAGAUAUAUAAACAACGUCCGGGAAGAAUGUUUGUUAAUAACAAUAUUCAACAAAAUGGUGAAGAAGUAAUAAAAUCUGAGGGAACUCAACAAAAGGUUAAUGCUUUUAUACAUAAAGAUUCUUUAUUACUUCAACUACCCGAGCCAACAACUUGUUUUCGAGAUGCUGAUUUUACUCAAAGACAAAUAUUUACUUUACAAGAUAGAACUUCUUCUGUCGUUAUACUUGAUUGGUUUACUUGUGGUAGAAUGUCUCGCGGUGAACGUUGGGAUUUUUUAAAGUAUAAUUCUGGUAUUGAUUUAAUUCUUGGUGAUAAAUUAAUUUUUCGUGAUGUAAUAUUAUUAAAAAAGAAUCAUCAUAUAUUAUUGAAAACCCGUUUGGAGCCAUAUGAAUGUUAUGCUACUUUAGUUUUAUAUGGUCCAAAAGUUCUUCCUUUAAUUAAUUCUAUAAUGGAAGAAUUUAAUAAAAUCGUUAUAGGCAAAAUAAGUGUAAUGCCUGACUUAAUUUGGUCUGCCUCCAUUCUUGGUGAGAAACAAGACGUAAUAAAUGGUGUAGUCGUUAAAAUUGCUGGAAUAACGACCGAACUUGUAAGAAAUUUCUUAAUUAAAGUUUCUCUUAAAGGUCUUGAAGAUAUAGUUGGUGAAAAUUUAUUUGAACGAGCUUUAUAG